This is a messenger RNA of Momordica charantia (bitter melon), 812 nucleotides long. RefSeq names its product Ribosomal protein L35 (gene PRPL35). Gene Ontology annotation, molecular function: structural constituent of ribosome. Gene Ontology annotation, biological process: translation. The record is from RefSeq and is a predicted model, not a curated record. Lineage: Eukaryota; Viridiplantae; Streptophyta; Magnoliopsida; Cucurbitales; Cucurbitaceae. Gene Ontology annotation, cellular component: large ribosomal subunit; ribosome.
AAAAAAGCGCUUUACUUUAUCCGCUCAGCGGUUCGUGUCUGAGGCAGAGAUUGGCAGGAAGAGGAAGAAGAAGCAGAAGAAAGACGAGGCGCUUCGAAGCUUCAGUUAUGGCGUCUGCUUCGACGACAGUGUCCUUUGGCCUUAGAUUUUCCCCAUUGUGCUCUCGCCCAUCGGUUCGCGUCUCUCAUGGUUCCGUCCGGCUCGCUUCGUCGUUCAACAAGGUGAACUCCUUGAGGCUUGGUUCUUCCCCCAACAUUUCCGGGUUCGGAGUCGCUCUCCUUCAGAAGUCAUUUCAUAUUGCUCCCACCUCUCAAGUGCAUACUCCUCUCACUGUUGUCGCUGCUAAAGGCUAUAAAAUGAAAACCCACAAGGCUUCGGCCAAGCGAUUCAGAGUGACGGGUCGCGGGAAGAUCGUUCGGAGGAGAGCUGGAAAGCAGCAUUUGCUGUACAAGAAGAAUACAAAGAGGAAAUUACGGCUUUCCAAAAUGCACCCAGUGAGCCGAAGUGACUAUGAUAAUGUGAUUGGUGCUUUGCCAUACCUGAAGGUGAAUAGGCAGGCCAAAUAGAAGCAAAGGCAACCCACCCUAUUAGGAGGCUGUAUUUACAUUUCUUUUGUAACCAAAUGAUUUUCAGUACCCAAAACUCAUCAAAGGGCAAAGUUUGAUUGCUUUUACAGAAUUAUUUGCCUGAUUUAUUCCAUCAGUUAGUUCCUUCUUUAAAUUGUCUUCCCCUCUAUUUGCUAACUUGGCAGGCUACCCAAUGGAGAUGUGUUUAACCAAUAAUAAUACAGACAAAGGUGCUUUAUUAUAAAA